UACAUAGUCUGGCGUCUGUUCGAUUUUGUUUGAAAUGCAAAUGAAGUUUUGUAAUCGAACCGCGUUCGUCUUAUCAGUUAGCGCCUUUCCCAGUGAUUACAAUUGCAUCAUACCUCGACAUUGUGUACUUACAUAUUUAUGGCAAUGAUCGUGAUCAUGAUUGUAAACAAACAAAACAAAACACUUUCACUAUCAAUAUUCACCCUGCACUUAAUCUGCAAACGCUCUUCAUUCAUUCAGUCGAAGAUGUCGCUUCAGCUGUUACUGUUAUUGCUGCUGCUCAGUAGCUUCCAGGCUCACUGUUACUAUCACGAAUAUCUUUACUGGGAAUUGAAUGACCCACCUCCCAUUUGCUCCGAGUACGAGAUGCUCAUAGUGAACACGCAUCAAUGCGUGCGUCGCUGUAAUAUAGUGUGUGUGCGCGGAAUUUGCUUUGAGGAUGGUCCAUGUCCCUGCGACAAUCAGUAUCAGAGUGCAUUUCAAGAUGGCGUUGCCUGUGCCGCUGAAUGUGUGCCAGGUUGUCUGGAAGCAGGUGGCUAUUGUGCCGGUCCCGAGCUGUGCAUUUGUCGCAAGAGCAAACAUUAUUACUACGAUGCAGUGGCGCGACGCUGUCGUCAUCGUUUGCCGCGUCUGCUUGAUUUGUGCCGCGGUCGCUGCACCCAUGGAAGCUGCUCGUUCGAUGGCCGCUGCAUUUGCGCGCAGGGUUACGAAAUGCGAGCGACGCUGCUACAUGGCCCACAAUGCACGCCCAUCUGUGAUCACGAUUGUGGCCCCAGGGCAUAUUGCUUUUCGCCUAACUUGUGCGCUUGCCGGCACAAAGACUUUCACUACGCUUACAAUGGCAACUGCACCAAGGACUAUUGACCUUUUGUUUUUGCACAUUCCAGUCUAUUUUAAGCAUUACAUUACGAAUUUUAUUUAUUGACUUUGGACUAAUUAGUAAGCUACUGUAAAUAUAUACUAAUUAAUAGACAGCCGGCAGUUUAAGUUAUUCAACAGCACAAAAGAGAACAAAUUGACAUUGAAAUAGCAGAUGCUCAGUACAAACAACGCUUUUUCUGAACGCAAACGCCUCACACUUUUGUUUACAGUGCAUUAACAGCAGCUGAGAGAGAGCGUGUGGAAGUGGAAGACACCAAGAGAGCCCGCUCUGCUCUGUAAGCAAACACUUAAAUGUUCAUGUUGUGUUAUUGUUUAUAAACUAUGUUUACAUUUUGAACAUAAAAAGUAAAUGUUAAUUAUUUAAUCAGUUCGCUCAUUCAACAUGCUGCGCUGAAGAAAACCAAAGCAAACGCGCCUUCUUCUUCUGCACAUAUUAAAAAUCCCCACUGCCUACGUGUGCAGCAGUGGCGUCGCUUUAAAAUCAAUGUUCCCUCGCUUCGAGAGGGGAUUUGACACUACCCCCUGCGCCAUGUCUAUGUCGCUGGACGAAUAACCAGUUGAAAGCAGACCCAGUUUUACUUAACGAAAAAAAGGCUCGAUAAGCUUCAGUUUUUACACACACACAAACAAUAAUUAUGUUUUCAUGUGGCAGUGUGCGUUAAUUUGUGUCUUAAGCUAACGUCUAGGGUAUUUUAACAAUUCGUCUUUGCUGAAAUGUUAGAUAAAGCGAAAGCGAGAGAGGCGGCGUUGGCGGCGGCAAAAUAGCCAGCGCGUGUGUGGCGUGUUUUCAUUUUAUUCUUGUUGGGGCAGGGGCCUGUUCCCCA
Molecule: messenger RNA, 1706 nt
Organism: Drosophila albomicans
Lineage: Eukaryota; Metazoa; Arthropoda; Insecta; Diptera; Drosophilidae
Product: epidermal growth factor-like protein
Exons: 3
Coding region: 139-864 (241 amino acids)
Source: RefSeq, a predicted model, not a curated record